AUGGUGGAAGAGGGGCUGCUCGAGCGAGUCCCCGAAGAGAUGCUAGCAGAGACAGAGGAAAGGAUGAAAUACGAGGGCUUGUGGGCGCACUUCUGGUGCAGAUGGGGCCUCGGCUAUCUGUUGAGGAGGUAUAUUUCCCAGGCCAAUGCGCACCUGCGCCUGGGAGUGCGAGCCGACGUUGCGUUUGAGAGAGGUGGGCAGGUGACUGUGCGCGGCAGCGCACGUGUCUGUGGUGGAGCAUCGUCUGUGCAAGCUCAGGCAGAUGUGGUCAUUCUAGCUGUCCCAGCACCUGAUGCAGUACAGGUGGUGCAGCUGCCGCAGAAGGUUGCAAGCAUCAUGUCAGGUAUCGAGUAUGACAGCCGCACGGCCGUCGCUCUUUUCUUCGACCCGGUUCUGCAGGAGCCUGUCGCCCGUGCCUUUCAGGGGCUCGCAGAAGUAUCCCUGGAUAUCCAUUCAAAAGAAGAAUUGCACCUGGUGGCCUGGCAGAAUGUCAAGGACAGGAGCUUCGCUCAUGGUGAGAUCGUUCGACUGGUGGUACAUUCCGCGAACGGGAUUUCACUGGACGGGCCAGGUCCUGCUUUAGAGGCCCUUGCAGGCAUGCUCCAACUGUCAGCUGCUUUGCUUGAGCAUCUUCUUCUCGACUGGAAAGUGGUGGAUUGGAAAACUUGCCAGAUGGUGCGGCCCUUCGAAAGUCUCCAGACCGACCUCGAGCUCUCGGAACCAGCGUUGUUGCUUGGUGACAGCAACGGUUCGAUCAUCCUCGCAGGCGAUUACUGGUGCCAGAGCAGCUUUUUGGGCGGCUUCUGCUCGGCAAGCGCCGCAGCUCGCCAAGCCCUGGCAAGUCUGAGGCGUUGA
Messenger RNA from Symbiodinium sp. CCMP2456, 855 nucleotides. Lineage: Eukaryota; Dinophyceae; Suessiales; Symbiodiniaceae. The record is from the annotation of a GenBank genome assembly.